Molecule: messenger RNA, 480 nt
Organism: Lactuca saligna
Lineage: Eukaryota; Viridiplantae; Streptophyta; Magnoliopsida; Asterales; Asteraceae
Source: the annotation of a GenBank genome assembly
AUGAAUAUGUCCCUCAAUUUUUUUAGAUACAAUCUUCAUCUUAUUGUAAGUCUCCUUCUUUUUCUUUGUUUUCUCAGAUGUAGCACAUUCCAAACUGGGGAUUUAACCAAACCCGAUAGAGCUAUUGACAGAAUCUUUAGAUCCGGUCAACAAGGACUCUCUGUAAUCGCACAGCUUUCUUCACAAGGGAUUGAUCCAGGUCUUCAAUCUAUCAAUCUACAAUGGCCACUGUCAAGUUACAUCGAAUCAAGGUCUAGGGUUUCAAAUGCUUCAAGUUCUUCCCAAAUAACUUCCCCUCUCAAGACGAUUUUCCUCAAUCGUAUCUUUAUGGCGACGAUUCUCUCUCGAUCGGAUCGAAGACCGCUCACUAUCUCCUUAGAUCUCCAUGCGAGUCUGAUCCCCCCUCUCUGUAACACCCUCGCUUCCUUCCAGAAAUCGAAGACCAUUCUCUCUCGAUCGUAUCUUUAUGGUGAAAUUUAG